Molecule: messenger RNA, 1372 nt
Organism: Nematolebias whitei (Rio pearlfish)
Lineage: Eukaryota; Metazoa; Chordata; Actinopteri; Cyprinodontiformes; Rivulidae
Product: pannexin-1
Exons: 6
Coding region: 66-1214 (382 amino acids)
Biological process (GO): positive regulation of interleukin-1 production; monoatomic cation transport
Molecular function (GO): channel activity
Source: RefSeq, a predicted model, not a curated record
GUUCGGAUUUAACAUAAGGCGACGCCUCUAACCAUCAAUUAGUUGGAUUUUUUACUGCCUCUGUGAUGGCGAUUGCCUCCGUAGCCACAGAGUACGUCUUCUCGGACUUUUUAUUAAAGGAUGCAACAGAGGCCAAGUACAAAGGGGUCCGUCUGGACCUGGCUGUGGACAAAAUAGUCACGUUUCUGGCUGUGGGGCUGCCUUUGUUUCUCAUCUCGCUCGCUUUUGCUCAAGAGGUGUCAGUAGGGACACAGAUCAGCUGCUUCGCUCCCACUAACUUUUCCUGGAAACAAGCUGCUUAUGUGGACUCCUUCUGCUGGGCAGCAGUGCAGCAGCAGGCGGACACUUCUCCAUUAUGGCUUCACAAGUUCUUUCCGUACAUCCUGCUCCUUCUGGCCAUCCUCGUGUACAUCCCGGCCCUCAUCUGGCGUUUCACAGCAGCGCCGCACCUCUCCUCUGACCUCGGCUUCAUUAUGGAGGAGCUGGACCGUUUUUAUAAUCGUGCCAUCAAACUGGCCAAAAAUCUGGCGUCUUUAGAUGACAAAGCUGCAACCCAGGACAGCCAGAGUGCUUUGGAGCUGACGGAAGGCUGCUUCAAAUAUCCUCUAGUGGAGCAGUAUUUAAAGACCAAGCGCUCCUCUCACAGCCUUGUGGUGAAAUACGUGGUCUGUCGGGUCCUGACUCUGCUGAUCCUCCUGCUGGCGUGCCUCUACCUCGGCUACUACAUCCUGCUGGCGUCGCUCACGGACGAGUUUUCCUGUGACCUGCGGACAGGAGUGCUGAAGAACGACAGUGCGGUGCCGUCGGCCGUUCAGUGCAAGCUGGUAGCGGUGGGGGUGUUCCGGCUGCUCAGCUACAUCAACCUGGGCGUGUACAUGCUGCUCGUUCCGUUGGUGGUGUACGCAGCUUUCGGACCGGCUCGGCAGAGCUCCAGCUUCCUACGGCCUUACGAGAUGUUGCCUGGAUUUGGUGCUUUGGGUGUGAUCAGACCUGUUUACAACGACCUCAGUAUCUAUUUGAUGUUCCUGCAGGAGAACCUGAGUGAACUGAAGUCAUUUAAGUGUCUGCAGGUGCUGGAGUUGUUGCAGCAGGCAGGCGAUGAGGGCUUUGACACCAUGUGUCUGCUGCAAACUCUGGGCCAGGUGAAGACCGACAUGUUAGACAAUCAGAAGAUGAACACGGACAAUAAAGAAAUAAAGAAACUUGAAGAAUAAACCAGCUGAAAUUUCUCUGCUUUGUUGAGCAGUUCAGGUGACGAUGACGAUGAACCCUGCUGUGAUGGGAACGAAGAACAGCAAACACUGUGCACUUAUUUUUUAAUCUGAGACGCUGGAUGUUUAUACAUCUAAAACACUGUAAUCCCAAUGAAAAU